Messenger RNA from Austrofundulus limnaeus, 2342 nucleotides. RefSeq names its product nucleolin 2. The record is from RefSeq and is a predicted model, not a curated record. NCBI's taxonomy places the organism in Eukaryota, Metazoa, Chordata, Actinopteri, Cyprinodontiformes, Rivulidae.
CUCCAGAGGACAGUUCUGCAGAAGAGGAGGAACAGAAAGUCUCAAGAAGCACAUCAGCCAAUUCAGGAAGGAAAACCAGGAUCGUUAGUGAGGAGGAGGACGACACGGAAGGCCAAACCACACGAUGCAAACCUCCUGUAAGCUCAGAUGAAGACAAAGGAGACAGUUCCCAGAACCACCUGCACCAAAACGGACAAAAUGUGAAAGAAUCUUUCCCCAGGGACUCAAAGAGAAAAAGUAAAGUUCUGCCAUCAAAAAGCCAAGACAAACAAAACUCUGCCUCAACCGAUAAAGGUGCAGAAUCAGAGGAACUCAGUAAUUCUCAGAAGAGAUCCAGCCCACACAAGAAGGGAGGGAAAAAUCCCUCCAGUGACGGGUCUGAUUUCGAAAUAAAGAGGACGAGAAAUAAAAGCAAAAGACCUCGAUGCAACACGUCCGCUUCGGAGAGUUCGGAGCAAGAGUACGCUCCUCGGCGCAAGUCGAGGAGGAAGCGCUCCACUGGAUCGUCUGAAGAAGAGUCCGAUCAGUCCGAUGACGCAUCGAACCGACGUCUGAACCUUCGAGCUCUACCGAAAAAGAAAUACAUCAUGGACAACUCUCUCUCUGAGGACGACUCUGCCCCAGCAAACCAGCAGAGGCAAAGAAACGGUAAAAAGAGAGACACCGAAUCAAGCGAAGACCGAUACAAUACACAUCUGUCCAACAGGAAGGCGCCCAACGAAGCCAGGAAUCAGCUCUCCUCCAAGAGGAAACGGAUGUGCACCUCCGAGUCUGACGAGGAGGAUGAAGAUGGAGAGAGGAAGCCAGUAAACAGUAGAAACAACGGCUCACGCUCCUUAAAGCACUCCAAACAGGAAUCUAAACAAGAGAGCGACUCUACGUCCCACUCCGAAUCCAGCCAGGAGGAGCGCGUCGCUUGUUUGAGGAACAACAGGAGGCGGUCGAAACCGCAACGCAAAAAAAGCUGCAGCAGCAAAAACAGUUCAGAAAGCGAGCAGUUGUCCUCUGCCUCUGAAAACUCUUUUGCCAGCUCAGGGUCCCACAGCAGUCCAAAGAGGAGGAGUCGCGCACGGACACGGAUCAGCGAAAGGCCUGCAAGCCGCCAGCUGAGACAGCGCCGCCCGCAGGUCGCCUCGGAGGAAGAGGACAGCGACCAGUCGUACGGCAAGUUGUACGGCAAGCCGCGGCGGAAAACGCGCGUCAACACCCGCAACCGCGGGAAGCGGACGGUCAAUUAUCAGGACAGCGAAUGACUGCGGCGGCGGCAGGCUUUACUGGGGAAGGCGGACAUUUACCGGACAGGUUAAGGACGUAAUGAUGGUAGUAGCACUGGAGUCUGAAGAAAUUGCUGUGAAUCUGUUUAAUUCAGGGAUAUUUAUAUUUUCUAUGAAAAACAAAACAAAAUAAAAACAUGUUUAUAGAUGUUAUACAAAUUCAAGCAUUUGAACUGCUGGUUUUUCAUAACGUCACAGAGCAGAUCACCUCCUCCCAUCCUGCUUGUUGCAAUUUGGCCAGCAGAAGACUGGUUCUGGGGAAUCUCGUCAGCUCGGGUGCUAUCUAAUAUACCUCUGUUUAAUCAAGCAUAUUGCUGGCUUGCACUAAGAAACACUGUAAGGAGGUAUUUAAUACACUAGUUUUGCAUUAGAAUCUCAGGGGUCAACUAAGUUUACUGUAGUCUGGAGACAUGCAGUUGUUUUUGAGCUUGAGGUGAGGACGAGAGAUGAUUUCAGGUCGGCACACGUCCGAGCACACCGACCGGAACCAACUAAUAAUCCACGACUACAGCACUCCCAUGUAAAUCCACACACUUAAAGCUUGACUGUAUGGAGAUAACGAGCCAAAUGAACAGAAAUUCUCUUCCCAACACAUUUCUUUCUUUAGUCAUAUUUUUGUUCAAUUUGUUUUGUAUUCUAGUGAAUAGAUGUAAAUAUGUGAUUGAGAAUGAAAUUGAACGACUUGACGAUCAGUCAGUAGCAAAGUGUUUAUUUAAGAUUGAGGGAUUCUUUUUAUUUCUUACCUUUUUAAUUGCCACAUGUCAUGGACUGGUACCUUUUUUUUUUGUUUGCCAAGUGCAUUAGUACUUAAAGCAAAAUGCAAUGAUUUCUCAUAUUGGGAAGCCCUUUAAUUGUCUUGUGUUACCUGUUUUCAGUAUUAAUUUUUUUUGUGUUGACUUAAACUUUUUUUUUGAGGUUUCCUAAUACAGUUGGUUGAUUUGUUUUUCCUUAAUGUCUUUCGUACUACAUCUUUAAUAACUUCACAGGAAUAUUAUUGAUGCAAUGUGGUCGUGGAGUGCAAUGAAUGACAUAUUCCUUCUGUUAAUAAAGACAUAAGUUCAAAACACA